AUGAUGCGGACUCUCGUCACCGCCUUGGCCUGGGCCAAUGCUGCCCUGGCUCUCACAGUCACCUACAACUGGGAGGCUACUUGGGUGAACGCCGCUCCCCUCGGCGUCUCCAGACCUGUGAUCGGCAUCAACGGGCAAUGGCCUUGCCCCAAGAUCGAGGCCAGCGUCGGUGAUACCGUUGUCGUUCACCUUACCAACAAGCUCGGCAACCAGACCACCGGUAUUCACUUUCACGGCAUCAACCAGAUCAGUACCAACUCGAUGGAUGGCCCGAGCAUGGUCACCCAGUGCCCUCUGCCCCCCGACAUGACCAUGACUUACUCCUUCACUGCCGAUGAGGGUGGCACGUUCUGGUGGCACUCCCACAAUAUGGGCCAGUACCCCGACGGCAUGCGUGGCCCCUUGAUCAUUCAUGACCCCAAAGACCCCUACGCUGGCCAGUAUGAUGAGGAAUACAUCCUCUCCAUCUCAGACUGGUACAACGAUCAGACCAUUCCUUUGGCGCAGAAAAUGUUCCUUCCAAGCAACACCGUCUUUGCGCCACCGAUUCCAAACGGCCUUGUUGUAAACGACGGGUUGGGAGCCAACUUCCAGUUUGAGAAGGGCAAGACGUAUCGCAUUCGUAUGAUUAGCUACGCCGCGUUUGCCUCGUUCAUGGUUCACUUUGACUCUCACGACAUGAACGUAAUCGCGUCCGACUCGGCCUACGUGAAGAUGAAGACGGCUUACAUGUUGCGCGUCGCCCCUGCUCAGCGUUACGAUGUCCUGGUCAAGUGCAUUGAUCGUGACAACCGUAACUAUGGCUUCCUCAUUGCCAGCGACUACAACCGCGACUACACCAACCCGGCCUUCGACAAGACCUGGCCUCACAACUACACUGGUCAACUCGUCAUGUUCCCCGACAGGCCGUUCGGCACCGACGUCGUCAAGGAAUUCCGCCCCUCGGACGAUUCCGUCUUCGAGCCUUUUGGAGAUGUCGCCAUCCUCCCCCCCGCCACCAAGAUCUUGCUUUUCGACUGGGACUUCUGCUUGGACAAGAAUGGCAUCCCGCGCUCUUGCGUCAACGGGUCCCCGUACGUCAACCAAAAGGUGCCGACCCUGUACACCGCUGCCACCACGGGCGAGUACAACACGAACCCCGCCGUCUACGGCGCCGUACACCCCUUCGUCGCUCAGUACGGCGAAAUUGUCGAUAUCGUCGUCAACAACAAGGACCCCGCCAUUCACCCCUUCCACCUUCACGGCCACCACUUCCAGGUUGUUAGGCGACCCGCCACCAACACGGGCGACUGGCCCGGCGUUGAACGCGCCCGCCUCAACCAGAAGCCUCCGCGCCGCGAUACCGUCUCCGUCAUGGGCAAGUCGCACGUCGUCCUCCGCUUCGAGGCUACCAACCCGGGUGUCUACCUCUUCCACUGCCACAUUGAGUGGCACGUCGAGAUGGGUCUCACCGCCACCAUCAUCGAAGCCCCCGAGAGGCUUCGCAACCUCACCAUCCCCCAGGACCACCAGGCCGCCUGCCGAGCCCAGGGCAUCCCGACUUCUGGUAAUGCCGCUGGUAACACUGCAGACCCUCUUGACCAGGCUGGCAUGAACCUCGAGCCGCCCCCGACCUACGUCGGUGCCACCUGGGAUCCUACCGCCGGGCCUCCUGCCGUCGGGCCUCCUGCCAAGCUCCGCUCGCGCGUCGUCCGCAACCGUCUCUAG
Molecule: messenger RNA, 1707 nt
Organism: Colletotrichum graminicola M1.001
Lineage: Eukaryota; Fungi; Ascomycota; Sordariomycetes; Glomerellales; Glomerellaceae
Product: multicopper oxidase
Exons: 4
Coding region: 1-1707 (568 amino acids)
Biological process (GO): cellular response to iron ion starvation; reductive iron assimilation
Cellular component (GO): high-affinity iron permease complex
Molecular function (GO): copper ion binding; ferroxidase activity
Source: RefSeq, a predicted model, not a curated record